Molecule: messenger RNA, 890 nt
Organism: Aedes albopictus (Asian tiger mosquito)
Lineage: Eukaryota; Metazoa; Arthropoda; Insecta; Diptera; Culicidae
Product: ADP-ribosylation factor-like protein 6-interacting protein 4
Exons: 2
Coding region: 113-751 (212 amino acids)
Source: RefSeq, a predicted model, not a curated record
UAAACAAGUAAAACAAAAAAAAACUUGUUUGCCAACAAGACGGCAGGAUUUUGCGACGGAUUCAAUCCGUAGCGUUUGUUCCGGGUUUACCUAAAAAUCGAGCCAGCAAAGAAUGAAGAUCAGCAAAAAGCGAAAAUCGCGUCGCGACUCAUCGUCAUCAUCUUCCGGUAGUGGUAGUAACAGUAGUAGCAGCAGCCGGAGUAGCUCCUCCGAUAGUUCGGCCAGCAGUCGCAGCAGCUCCAGUGGUCCAUAUCGUAAAAAGUCCAAAAAAUCCCGCCGGGAGGAGAGAAAAGAGAAGAAAAGGCUGGAGAAGGCGCUCCGAAAGGAAGCCAAGCGAGAACGGAAGGAGGCCAAGGCACGGCAGAGAGCGGUGAAGAAAAAGGAGCGAGAACAGCGAAAGACCGAGAAGCGACUCCGGAAGCAGCAGAAGAAGGAUCGCGAACGGAAUGAGACGGCGACGACGACGACAACAGCGAAGAGUGGAGCGGUCGGGGACGACUGCGGAGUACCGCUGGACCUGAUGAACACCCGGGCGCGAGCGCCGGAAACCCGGGAGCAGUACGAGGCGCGCCAAUCGGUGGUGCGCCGGGUAGUAGAUCCGGAAACGGGCCGGACCCGGUUGGUAAAAGGCGACGGGGAGAUUCUGGAGGAGUGCGUAAGUCGCGAGCGGCAUCAGGAAAUUAAUCGGCAAGCUACGGCCGGAGAUGGAGCCGAAUUCCAACGGAAGACCAUCGGUUGGAAGUUCGAUUAAGCUAAAACGUCAUUCGUCUGUUGUCACUGUAAGCUGUCAGAUCACUCAGCAUCACAACAAAAUUCGACAAAAGCGCAGCACGGUGCACGAUGGGACGUUUGCGCAAACGUCACAUUCGGUGCUGCUUCUCGGAGCCCAA